AUGGAUUCAAUUUCAAUAUCGUGUAAUGAAUUAAUUAAUUAUUAUACUACAAAUUAUAAUGAACCAUUGAUAAUAAAUAGACAAGAAGUAAAGAGUAAGAUAAUAAAUUCAUUGAUUCAUGAGCCACGACAACAACAAGAACAAGAACAAGAACAAGAACAAGAACAAAAAUCACUACAACAAGGAACGGAAAUUGAUUUAUCUACAAUUAUAAAUGAUUACUGGUCAUUAGAGGAAAGAAUUGAGACAAAUGUUGAAAAUAUCAAAGAUGAAAAUGUAUUGAAAUUUAUAGAAGAGCAGAAAAAACAUAAGGAGAAUUUUUUGAAUGAGAUCAAAGAAAAAGGUUCAAAAUUAAGUAAAGAUAUUGAAUAA
Messenger RNA from Insectozyma verbasci, 372 nucleotides. NCBI's taxonomy places the organism in Eukaryota, Fungi, Ascomycota, Pichiomycetes, Serinales, Debaryomycetaceae. The record is from the annotation of a GenBank genome assembly.